CCUCGUGUAUAAUGAACAUAUAGAAAUAACAAGCAAACAUAGAAACAAAAUAUAUUAGAACACAUGUUUGUUUGUUACUGUUGACGUCACAAUGCCACGACGUAACAAGAAACAAUUCAUCGACAAGAAGAAGUCGGUGACCUUUAACCUCGUGCACAGGAGUCAAAAGGACCCCCUCGCUGCAGACGAAGACGCGCCUCAACGAGUUUUAAUACCGAUAAAUGAAUCUGCUCCACUAGAGAAUCCUGAACAACGGGAAUCUAGAAUUGAGAAUCAGAAAACGUUCGGCAUUGGAUUCGAGGAUGAUUACGAUUAUCUUCAACAUCUCAAACCAUCGUCAAGGAACCAGGAAGCCAUUCUUGUUCCCAAGGAUGGGGACCAAAUUCACAUGGAAAGUGUUGACGAGGAAAACAUAGAAAUCAUAAAAGAUGACACGGUGUUACGACUUCCAUCCAUAGUAUUUGCAUCGCACAGCGAGGGCGACGUUGGUCUGGUGCAUCGUGCGGUCCCAAACCCACGGGGACCACAGCCAUCAUGGGACCCAGACGUGGUGGCGGGGUUAGACGAGGACUUCGAUUUCAACGACCCCGAUAAUGAACUGGAAGAUGAUUUCAUGGCGAUGGCUUGCGAAGAGGGGGAAAGUGACGACGUUGAUAGCGACGCUGAGUCGUGUGACUCGGGGUCAUGUGACCUGGAUGAAUUCUCGGACGAAGAAACGAAGUCACGGUUCACCGCAUACUCGAUAACAUCAUCAGUGAUGGGUAGAAACGAACAACUAACGUUGUUGGACGACAGAUUUGAGAAGUUCUUUGAAAGUUACGACGAGCCGAACAUCGGGGAGUUGUGUCAAGUUGAGAUCGAGGGGGGAAUCCCCGUGGGUGAUGUGGGUGAGAUGGAGGGGUUAGAGUUGUUACUUGGGUUGGGGGGCGGGGUUAAAGAGGGAGAGGAAGAACGUAUACGACCCACGUUGCCUAGCAACCUUGAUAACGACGAUGAUGACAUCAUGGUAACCAUGGUGAUGGAGAAACCUCGCGAUAAUUGGGAUUGUGAGUCGAUAUUAUCCACCUAUUCAACGAUCUACAAUCGACCGAAACUUAUCCAAGAUCCCCCAAAAAUCAAAAUCUCACCAACGACAGGACUUCCCCUAAACAGCAAACCUCAUCUGACCAAAAAACAAUUGAAAUCGUUGGAGCCUGAAGUUGAAAAACCCCGAGUCAUCGUUCGUGGGAAAGAUGAGACGAGGGAGGAGAAGACGGCACGCAAGGCGGCUGUCAAAGAAAUGAAAAAGGAGAGAAGACAAGAGAAAAAGGCGACAAAGAAAGCUUUCCGUGCGGAACAAACGAGACAAAACUUAGAAAUAAUAAAUAUAAACCGUAAUUUAUCGGGGGUUCGGAUACAUUAGGGCGUCGUCAGCCAAUCCAUGGCAGCUUGGUGGACACGGUUGGCUGCACUUCCGUCAAUCUGCGAUUUAAGGAACAACGAGAUGUUGUCUAGCGCCACCUCGAGGCCACCUUGAACUUUCGACAUUUUGUCCGUGUUGUCCUGGUGACAGUGUUUAUGAUGUCAUCAUGUUUGUUUAUGAUGUCAUAGUUGGUAUUUAAUCUGCUGGACCUAAUGUUGCCAGCUAUUUUCAUUUGUUCGCUACCAUAGUGCGUUUUGCAUUUGCAGUACUGGAGUAACUUAUUUUAACAGAUGGUCCUUGUCUACAUUCUGUUAUCCUCGGUUGGUAGUGAACAUAGAAUUAUAUAACCUGAUCCUCAUGAUAAGAAAUGUGGGACGUCAUGUGCUGACCAUCUUACCCCACCGCACAAUCUUUAUAAUGUAGUUUGUGGGACGUCAUGUGCUGACCAUCUUACCCCACCGCACAAUCUUUAUAAUGUAGUUUAAGACUUAACUUACGUGGGAUCUGACGUGAAACUUCUCCAAACCAGCUUUAUUAAACUCCCCACGGUCGUGA
Messenger RNA from Ciona intestinalis (vase tunicate), 1957 nucleotides. NCBI's taxonomy places the organism in Eukaryota, Metazoa, Chordata, Ascidiacea, Phlebobranchia, Cionidae. The record is from RefSeq and is a predicted model, not a curated record.